UGUAUCGCUAAUUGUUUUAAAAACUAGAUAUUAUUCAAUGCAAACAACAAUAACUAAAACAACAACAAUAAUAACUAAACGGCUAUUAUUUGGCAAACAAUUUAUUUGGCAAUCGUUGGCCACAAACAACACGUGUUCAGCAAAACGAUUACUACAAACACAACAACACGCGGUCAUCGAUAACAAUAGCAACGCCGACACCAUUAGCAUUGAUGGACAGCAAAACACUGGACAAGUUUACCAACAAUUGUCUCAAUCGUUGCCCAACAAUAUCGACAGCACCGUUGCCGGCAACAAGACUACCGAUACCAACAGUGAUGGACAGCAAAAUCGGCAACACUUGCGUCAAAUUUACCAACAAUUGUCUCAAUCGUUGCCCAACAGUAUCGACAAAACCAUUGCCGACAACAGCAACAAGACUACCGAUACCAACAGUGAUGGACAGCAAAAUCGGCAACACUUGCGUCAAAUUUACCAACAAUUGUCUGAAUCGUUGCCAAACUUCUUUGUCAGUACACAUUGCUAUCAUCUGUAUUCGCCGAACUUGAUCUUCGAAGAUAAUCUACGAAAUAUAAAAACCCUGGGUUUGACUAACUAUAUCAAACAGCUAUCGAUGGUUAAACUAUUAGCUCAUCUAAAGUAUUCGCAUAAACGGCUGGACGUACUCAAGAUUACCGAACAUCCCGAAGAUCAGACAGUCAGAGUCCGGUGGCGAGUAGUCGGUACACCCGGUUUGGGCAUUAUUUUUAUGUUUUGGCGCUACAGUUUCAAUGUGAAGAAGAGUACAGCAAAAGAUAGAUCCGAAUGGACGGAUGGCUUCUCCAUAUUUCAUGUCGGCAGCGACGGUAAAAUUGAUAAACAUAUUAUCGAAAAAAUAAUGCCCGAUGAUAAUCGUGAGCCAACUGAUCCGACAAAAAGGUCAUCAACCGAUAUUAAUGUGAAAUUAGCAUUUAUUUUAGGUUUAGUACCGCAAUCGGCGACGGCCGCAGCAGCGGCGGCGACGGCGACCAGUAAUAGUGUCAUCAGUUAUCAACAAUUAGUGGCCGAACUUAUGACCACAACGCUAACCACAAAUUGGUUAACAAUUGGUUAGUUUCCCGAUUUGAUUGAUUGACACCACCGGCACCGGUAUUUGUUAAAAUAUAAUAUUACUUUUUAAUAAUAAUAUUAUUAUUAAAC
This is a messenger RNA of Oppia nitens, 1179 nucleotides long. RefSeq lists its product as uncharacterized. The record is from RefSeq and is a predicted model, not a curated record. NCBI's taxonomy places the organism in Eukaryota, Metazoa, Arthropoda, Arachnida, Sarcoptiformes, Oppiidae. The coding region runs from base 38 to 1093 and encodes 351 amino acids. The transcript has 9 exons.